CUAUCACGUGUCCACCAUUUUCUAUUCAAUCAGAAGGACUGAUUGUCAGCCCAGCAUUCUGUAGCGAUGCAACAGCUGUCAUACAUUACAAAUCCGAGUGCUGGUUCUCUUGUAAGACUGGAUAUCAGCUGAGUGGGCCCAGAAUCAAGACUUGCAAUCGGCACAAAGAUUGGAUUCCAGUGGCAAAUCCUUCAUGUAAAGAUGUUUCCGCGCCUGUCUUUGCCGGCUGCCCUUCAAACAUUUUAAGCACUGUUGAUAGAGGUAAAACGUCAUCCCACGUGACCUGGACUCAUCCCACAGUUACAGACAACUCGGGCUUUGUUCCAAACAUUAUUCAGUUUGGAAAAAAACCCAGAGAGUUACUUUACGCAGGGGAACACAACAUACGCUACUUGGCCUCUGAUAAAUCAGGAAACGUUGCUGAAUGCAGAUUUAAGAUCUUUCUUCAAGUUUUGCGAUGCUCACCUAUACUACAAUCUCCAGUUGGAGGAAGCUCUUUUUGUACCAAGGGAAACCAGUAUGGAUCCGAAUGUUCCUUCGCGUGUCAUACUGGACACAAGAUGAAAGGCUCUGCCUUUAGAGUGUGUGAGAAGGACCCAGUUACUUCCCUUGGGUCCUGGACAGGAAACGAGACAAAAUGUGAUCUGAUCAAGUGCCCGCGUCUGAUCCCUCCUGCCCACAGUAAACAAUAUGGAUGCUGGCGUGGCUCUGUUGACAACACUUAUGGCGACAAAUGUCUGUUGUACUGUGACUUGGGGUAUCGGUGGGUAAAUGGAUCAACGGAGAGAAUAUGCCAAGCUAAUGGUACAUGGUCUGGAGAAGAGCCCUUCUGUGAAGCUGUCCGCUGCAAGUCUCUACAAGCUCCGAAAAACGGGAAUAUUUCUCCAACUUCAUGCACAUCUUCUCCAGAGUACCACACUACAUGUCUUAUCUCCUGCCGAAAAGGUUACAGACUUUAUGGAGAAUCAAUAACAACUUGCCUUAGAGAUGGAGGGUGGUCGAAUAAUGCCACUGCAAUGUGCAAAGACGUGGAAAGUCCUUCCUUUCGUUUAACCUGUCCAAGUGAUAUCGAGAGGUAUGCAGACAAGGCAAAAAAUUAUACACAAGUGUUCUGGCCUCCCGUUAUUGCCACUGACAACUCUGGUCUGGCACCGAAUGUGACUUCUAGAGGUGUGCAAGGCAUAUACUACAGUGGGAAGCACGAAGUCAGUUACAACGCUUCUGAUGGAGCAGGAAAUUUCAGGAUCUGCAAGUUUCACAUCACCGUCAAGACCUUGAGAUGUCAGACGCUGCUCUCUCCGCUGGGAGGAUCGCUUUUAGGAGAUUGUGAAAACAUUUAUGGGUCGACAUGCAAAGUGGCUUGUCAGGAUGGCCACAACUUAGUUGGGUCUAGCAUUCUUACGUGCCUUAGGAAACCAGGUCGCAGAACAGGAUAUUGGAAUGGUUCUUUCCCAUUCUGCCGGGCGCGGAGAUGUCCUUCUCUGAGGAGCCCACUAUACGGCCUUGUUAACCCACCUAUGUGUAAGUCGUCUCCAGUCAGCGGUACAGCCUGCUACUUCCAAUGCAGGAAUGGCUUCCUCAAAAAUGGUGGAGAAACUAUGAUGUAUUGUGGGAACGAUGGAAACUGGAGCAGAAACAUAUCUUCGAUUUUAAAAUGUCUUGAUGUGACACCACCUUCAAUAUGGUGUAUCCCGCCUCUUACUCUUAGCCGACAUGUAAACUUGACAGCAUUGGCAGAUUGGAUAGUUCCUGUUGCAUUGGACGAUAGCGGCGUGGCACCCCAAGUGACAGUCUUUCCUGAGGGGAUCAAGCCACCUCGCGUGAUCAAUGACUCACUUCUGGUUGAGUAUACGGCCAAGGAUCCAAGUGGCAAUGCAGCCAAAUGCUCUUCAAGAAUAGUCCUAGAAGAUCCUUCAGGUCCUGAAGUCGUUUACUGUCCUCCAAGUAGAAAUAUCACCGCACAAAACCGACACGUGGUCGUUACAUGGCCAGAGCCUCACGUUAAAGACAACAGCAAUGACAAGCUGCGAAUAACUUGCAACUAUAAAAAUGGCACUGCCUUCUAUUGGGGAAAAUAUACACUACGCUGUAAGGCGUCUAGUAGCAACCCAAACAACAAGCCGGCAAUCUGUAAAACUGACUUCAUAAUAAGACCGGAAAGAUGCAAAGAACUAAUACCUCCCAAAAACGGAGGCAAGGCUUGUGAUGAUUGGAUGUUCGGAAGGAUAUGUGUACCAUUUUGUAACAUUCGAUAUGAUUUUAGCGACCCAGUGUGGAAAGAAGUUAGCCCUUGGACCUGUGGAUCUUCGGGUACAUGGUUUCCUGUAAAACGCUGGCCAGACUGCACAAGGCAAUCGCCUCCCAAUAGAGUGAGAAUGGCAGUAGAUUUGCGUUACAGUACUGGAGAUUGUGACGGAAUCGGAAGGAGUAAAAUAAAAGAACUCUUUAUAGAGACUCUCAACGCGUCUUCUCUCAUUCAUGCCUGUCAAGAUCAAUUUGUCAGAGAUAAGUGUAAAGCUGAUAAUGUUGCGGUCACGUGCGAGUCUGUUGCCAAAAGCAAAAAACGUUCCGCAGGUGAUAACAGCCACUUCAGAAGACGGCAAUCUAUUCCACAAACAGCAGUCAAUGCCGAGAUAAUUGUUGGGCUUGAUGGGAUUGAAGGAAACGACACCAACGAAGGGCAAAUCAUGAUCGGAGAAGAAGGAAUGAAAAUUGCCCACUUCAUUAGAAUUCUGAUUAAAGAAGCAGCUCAAAACGGCAGCCUUCGAUUCUCAGUCAAUAGCUCAGAGUUUGUCCCUGAUAAAGAAUCGCUCAUCAUCUCAGUCCCUCAGCUCUUUUGUGGCCCGGGGCAGAUUUACAAGAAUGCAUACUGUCUAAACUGUAGCUCUGGGAUGUUUUUGAACAAAACCACUGAAAAAUGUCAAGACUGUCCUCGUGGUACAUACCAAGACUCUGAAGGCCAAGAACAGUGUUUGCCGUGUCCACCAGGAACCUCCACUAUAGAAACAAGGACCGCACACCGCAUCAGCUGUUUUGGUUUUUGCAAAGCUGGUUCUUACUCACCCACCGGUCUUGAACCAUGUCUCCCUUGCGAUAAGGGCUUCUAUCAAGAAAUGGAUGGACAGAAAAAUUGUUUGCGGUGCGCAGUAAACCAAACAACAACAUCUGAAGGUUCCAAUAGCUCUCUGCUAUGUGGAGAACCUUGCCCCCCUGGAUCGUUUUCUUCUACUGGAUUGGCACCAUGCUCUUUAUGCGACCGACGCUCUUUCCAGCCACGUUAUGAAAGUCAGAUAUGUUUCCCAUGUCCAGGAACCACUAUAACUUUACAUCCUGGAUCAAGGUGGGCACAAGAUUGCGUAGAAAUCAACGAAUGUGAAUCAGACCCAUGCAGGAACAAUUCAACAUGUACAGACCUCAUUGGAGAUUACCUGUGUUCUUGUAUCUCCGGUUACACUGGAAAGCAGUGUCAGACCAACAUGGAUGAGUGUCGAGACCAACCUUGUUUCAAUAAUGGCACAUGCCAUGAUCUUAUUAACAACUACACUUGCACUUGCGCACGAGGUUUCCGUGGUUUGAACUGCGAAUAUGAUAUCAACGAAUGUGAUUCGUCACCAUGCGCCAACAAUGCUUCUUGCCAGAAUCUCCCAGGAGGAUACAAAUGCCACUGUGAACCUGGUUACACUGGGACUCUCUGCGACACUGACAUCGACGAUUGUCUUAUAUCCGCUUGUCAGAAUGGAGGUACUUGUCGAGACGGCAUCGAUAACUACGAGUGUGUCUGUGCUUGGGGAUUUCAAGGGGAUAACUGUGAAGAGAAUAUUGACGAUUGUGCCGGUAAUCCAUGUCACAAUGGAGGCCAAUGCCUCGAUGGUGUUGGCAGCCAUCAAUGCACUUGUCUAAAGGGCUUUACUGGCAGUAGUUGUGACAUUGACAUUGACGAAUGUAUAAUGGCAGACUGCAGAAACAACGCCACUUGUAUCGAUAAACUAAACGGAUUCCUUUGCAAAUGCGAGAAGGGAUUCUCUGGAAAGAAAUGCGAAAUUGACAUUGACGAGUGUUUCUCCAAUCCUUGUAAGAACCAAGCAAAAUGCGUGGAUAUGGUUAACGGGUACAUAUGUGAUUGUCAGGAUGGUUUCGAUGGUUUGCACUGUGAGAACAACAUCGACGACUGCGCAACAUUUCCUUGCUCGAACAAUGGUUCCUGUCGCGAUGGUGUUAACAGUUUCAUCUGUGCAUGUCCGCCGGGUUUUACGGGGGAGCUGUGCAACGUGGACAUUGACUAUUGCACCUCUAAGCCUUGCUUCAAUAACGGUUCAUGUCUGGAUGACACCACGUCUUUCACAUGCCAGUGUGCCGAUGGCUUUGAAGGGGAGCACUGCGAAGUCAAUGUGGACGAUUGCAAAAAUGCUAUCUGCAUGAACUACAGCACUUGUAUUGACGGCAUCAAUGAGUAUAAAUGCGUAUGUGCUGAGGGUUUCGUUGGCAUCAAUUGCAAAAUAAAUGUUGACGACUGUGUGGUAAACCCAUGCGUCAACCACGGAACAUGCAUAGAUGCAAUAAAUGACUACCAAUGCAACUGCAAGUUAGGUUAUGCAGGCAAAAACUGCAGUGUGGACAUCGACGAAUGUGCUAGUUCUCCUUGUCACAAUAAUGCCACGUGCGUUGACGAAUUGCACAAUUAUACCUGCAUCUGCAGUGAUGGAUACAGUGGAACCCAUUGUGAGGUUAACAUUGACGAGUGUGCAGAGGACUAUUGUAACAAUGGAUCCAUUUGUCGCGAUGGAGUAAACGGCUACAGUUGUAAAUGUGCCCCAGGCUUUUCUGGUGACGAUUGUAGCACGAAGAUCGACGAAUGUGCAUCUUUUCCGUGUGACUAUGGUGGGACCUGCUAUGAUCAGGAAGAUGGCUUCUUCUGUGCCUGCAAGCGUGGAUUUACAGGCCAGUUGUGUAAUGUUAACAUAGAUGACUGUGUCUCCAGUCCAUGUCAAAACAAUGGCACCUGCUUAGAUCUUGUGGCAAACUACUCUUGCCAGUGUCCAGUAGGAUUUAAUGGGUCCCACUGUGAAACCCCCGUCGACUUUUGCUCGGAAUCUGGUAAUUGCACGGUAAAUGGACGUUGUAUCAACUCUCGCUCAGAUUUCUACUGCAACUGCAGCAGUGGGUAUUUUGGGAAAUACUGCGAGUAUGAAAUCCACGAGUGCUUGGCAAAACCCUGUUUUAACAACGCUUCCUGCCAUGAUACCGUUGACGGCUUUACUUGCUCGUGUUUAGAUGGCUUCACAGGGAGGCUCUGUGAACUGAACGUUGAUGAUUGUGUCAACAAUUCCUGUUUGAACAACGCCACCUGUGUCGACCGAACCCUUGGGUAUUCCUGUCUCUGUUCUGAAGGCUACAAUGGAACCUUUUGCCAAACAGAAAUGAAUGAGUGCGAAUCAACUCCGUGUUUAAACAAUGGCUCUUGCAUCGACCUGACUCCGGGCUAUAAGUGUAACUGCGCUGAUAAAUUCAUUGGAGAAAACUGUGAAAACUUCACAGAUCUCUGUUUUCCUGCACCCUGUCAUAAUGGAGGAGUCCUGAAUCAUUCUCCGCAUACUGUGCUAGUGUCCAACUUGGCUCUUUUGGCCGUAGCAUUUCUUUGGGCGAUUUUCAUUUUCAUGUACUUUCGGAAACGUCGAGCUCUAAAAUCCCCUAAUCGGCCCGAUACGCUACUCCAGUCAAUAUCUCUCGACACCAUAGAAGUUAAUCAGAGCGGGACACUUAGAGGUAACCCCUCUAGAAACCCUGUUGAGGUAACGAACGUGACAAAUCUUUGGGACUAUCAAGUGGGUCUCAAUGACCGCAAAGAAGGUUACUGUUUACCCAACAGCUUUCCUACAGUGCCUGUAUCAAAAUACAUCACACAAGUGGAAAGAUGUUUCAGCAGUUCCGGCGGAGAACUGAGUGCCGCUUGUGACUCUGACGUGAAGAUAAAUAUCGGAAACGGCGUGAUUGGAGACAGCCAGUCGGUUUUCUACCGUGUAAUAGACGAUGAAACGGAGUUGCUGAGGGAUAUCCCAGUAGGACCUCAAGAAACGCUCAUCUCCCCUGUGAGUGAAACUGGACCACAUGAUGUUAAGAUCUCAAAGCCUUUGGAGAUUAUAAUUCCACAUUGCCUCUACAUGGACAAAGAAGUCGAGAAAAACAAGGAGAAGUGGAUAAGUGUCUACAGAACUGACCCAGGUCCCAUCAAGUGGGAGACAAUCCCUCCUGAAUCAGAAAAAAAUGAUUCGUCAAAGGCAUGGUUGACAGCCACACAUGACUCCAUUCAUAUCAAAACGAAGACAUUCUGUUUCUGGAGCAUAUUUUCGCGCAGAGGAACGAGAAAAAAAAGAGCUAGAGUGUUUGCUAACAAGCCGGAUCUCAGAUCCGAUCUCAUUUAUUUGAGAUUCUAUAUUUACGAUGAUAACGAGGAUUCUAGGAAAGUAAGUGGUUAUUUAAUGAAAACAGUUCUUAAGAAAUUUCUAAAAUACAACAUAGGCGAGACAACUAAAAAACCCUUGACAAGUAAAAAUAACACCAUCGUCUUUUCAGACUGAGGUAGUUAUGGCUAUAAACAAUAUACAAAAGUAAAAAGGAUAUGAAACAAGGAAAAGGGGUGAUAGUGAUAAAAUCAAAAUGGAAGAAGGACGAGGCAAAAUGAAACGAGGAAAUCAUUAGUGAUUAGAAAUUGCAACUCUAUUGUAAUCUUGACAUCUUUUCUAAGCCUUUUAAUCUUUCUAACACUUUAAUCUUUUUAUACUUAUGCACCACCCCAUGAUACCGAGAAAGAGGUCGGGAAUUAGCUCUUGCGUUCGAAGGUUAGGGUUUAUUGUAGACUUCAGGCUCCGCUUUUUCAAAGGGCGGAUAACAUUUUCCUACGUAUAAAUCACUAGUCACCGGAUGAGGGUUAGCAGAACACUCUGCGCUAUCCAUUGGAUAAGGGUUAACAGAUAAGUGGAUGGCGCUACCCACACUUCGAGCAACCGGAGACAGGUCUCGAGUGUUACUACCCCUUUUAGUCCGCACAACUCUCUGUAUAUUCUUGUGGUUAACGUACGAACCUCAAAGUCAUCGCGUUUCUCACAAGCAUUUGUAAGUACAGAAAGUAUGCUGCCGUAGUGUAGAUAAAAACAUUCCUACUUGAGUGAAUGUCGUUUGCAUUGCGUUUGCACAACAAAAAGAAAAACCAAUGUUUGUUAGAAAUUCAGGGAAUCACACUCUUACAUGUUCAAUCACUUUUGAUAAUACUCGAUGCACCACUUUGCUGAUUCACAUAUCUUGCCUCAACAAGAGGGUGGAGAUCCAAGAGUAGCAUUUUUAAAUAGCGGCGAGGGCUACAAUAGAGAAACCUUUCAAAAUGUACAACUACAGCAAAAAGAUAAUUGUGAGACUUGCUAAACUUAUGGAUGGCUGGGAAUUAGACAACGAGGAAGAUGGCGAGAAGGUGUUCACUUACCUUCCUGGUUUUCGCUGUGAAGGAGCCUGUGAGUUCCUAGUGAAACAAGUUGAAGGUAGAGGGGGAAAUAACUUCAAAUGUCAGUUAAGUUUUCAACAAGAAAGCAGUGAUGAAGAGCAUACUAUGUAUGUGAUCACUGAGUUUGCACUUGAAGAGAGGCCGGAGCCGGUAAAUGAUCCCCGUGAAAACUCCACAGAGGCUGGUUAUCCGCAGGUGACAUCAACCACUCGCACGCACUUAAGCAACGUAGCUGGAUGCUCGACGUCCUCAGCACCAGACGAAAGUGACACGAGCAACUUAGAAGAACACUCACAACCUCCUCGAGAAUCAAAACUCCUAAGCAGCUUGCGGGAUAAAAGGCCAUUUCUAGAGAAAGUAUGUUGCCGUCUGGACACAAAAAUGCCGGGCGUUGGAGACUAUCGCGAUGUUUGUUGACACUAUGGCAUUGACAGUUUUAUAGUGACCGCAGUUUUUGAAAAAGACGAAGCCGGACCAUCGAGAGCCCUAUUGGAGCACUUAGCAGCCGCACGCCCACUGCUAACA
Molecule: messenger RNA, 8017 nt
Organism: Stylophora pistillata
Lineage: Eukaryota; Metazoa; Cnidaria; Anthozoa; Scleractinia; Pocilloporidae
Molecular function (GO): calcium ion binding
Source: RefSeq, a predicted model, not a curated record